GAGAGGUAGCCGCCAUUCUCAAACUCCUCCACGACCUUCACAGCCUCCAUGGCUGCUUUGGCGAUCCUCUCCAUAACCCGAAAGUCCAUAAAAAGGACCCAUUUAUCCUCCAUUCUACGCUUAUCCCCUACCAUAUCCUCUUCUCCCUUCUCUUCGCCCAGCAAAAAUCACCAGCCCUUUUCAACACUUUCCAAAACCCAGUCUCCACCAGUCCCAAAGAAAGUGCCUUUCACAGUCUCUGCUCAUGGAAUGACAUGGCAAGACCCGUACCACUGGAUGUCCAACAUCAACGACCCUGAUUUCAUUGACUAUAUCAAACAAGAAAACUUAUAUGCUGAAGCUUUCAUGGAUGACACCCAGAAAGUUCAACAGACUUUGUAUUCUGAGAUGAUAAGUAAAAUGCCCUUCAAGAUUUCUACCCCGCCUGAACGUUGGGGACCCUGGUCGUACUACCAGUAUAUUCCGGAUGGGAAGGAGUAUCCAGUUUUAUGUAGGAAAUUAGCCGCCAAGAGAAAAGGUUGGGUGCAUGCUAUAGUCAAUUAUGUUAGAGGAGGAUUUGGAAGGGAGGAAGUUUUGCUUGAUUGGAAUGAAAUUGCAGAACGAUAUGGUUAUGUUCAUGUGGGCACGUGUCGAGUAUCUCCAGACCAUAACUACCUUGCAUACACCGUCGACACAACUGGUGGUGAACAGUUCACACUUCAAAUUAAGGACCUGCGAAGUGGAUGUGCUCUUCCGAAAUUAGGAGUUGGCAGGGUUGUUAGCUUGGCAUGGGCUCAAGACAGUUGUACGUUGUUCUAUACAAUGUCUGAUGAGAAUCAACGGCCUUACAGGGUACUAUGCACAAAACUUGGAUCAGAUUCUGUUGCAGAUGUUCCAAUAUAUACAGAAAAUGAUUCCAGCUUCCAUGUGGACAUCACAAGCACAAAAGAUGGCAAGUUUAUAACUGUUUAUGUCAUAAAAGCGACCAAUCCACAACAGGGUUUGCAAAGGGUUUGUAAGCGUGUUUCUGGUGUACAGUGCUUUUUGGAACAUCAUAAUGGCUUUUUCUAUAUUCUUACAAAUGCUUCUCUGAGCGAGGAUAAGGACCUACCUGAUAGCGGAAAUUUUUACUUGGCCAGAUGCCGAGUUGAUGACAUGCAGGCAACUAAUUUGCAGAAUGUGCUCAUGCCAAGUAAAGACAUCAUCGUACAAGAUAUGGACAUUUUUAAUGAACAUCUGGUGCUUUCCCUGAAUAAAAAGGGUUCCCCUGUUAUAUGUUCUAUCAAGAUGCCUAUUGAUGCCAAUUGUGAGAACCAGGUGACGAUUGAAGAUCUUAAUCCAUGGUUCUUCCCUCUGCCCUCAAAUUUAUGCAGCAUUGUUCCAGGUUCAAAUCAUGACUUCAUGACCUCAGUAUUCCGUGCAGUCAUUUCAUCUCCAGUGAACCAGGUGACGAUUGAAGAUCUUAAUCCAUGGUUCUUCCCUCUGCCCUCAAAUUUAUGCAGCAUUGUUCCAGGUUCAAAUCAUGACUUCAUGACCUCAGUAUUCCGUGCAGUCAUUUCAUCUCCAGUGGAAACUGCUGCAAUAUUCACUGCUAAAUUCACCACAAUUGCUGAGUCCACAAUGAUAUUGGAUUCUUAUGACUAA
Molecule: messenger RNA, 1623 nt
Organism: Ilex paraguariensis (yerba mate)
Lineage: Eukaryota; Viridiplantae; Streptophyta; Magnoliopsida; Aquifoliales; Aquifoliaceae
Source: the annotation of a GenBank genome assembly